UCUAUGGGUUUUGAAAGUGUCAUGAAACUUUCUUGUGAUACCGCAAUUUUGUUUGUCAAUUUCAAAAGAAAACUUUAUGAAGAGUUUAUUCUAAAGACUUAGGUCGAUCGUUUAGUUUAUAGUAAGCUUUAAAUGUCCUUUUUUUCAUAAACUGUCUAGUGCAUAGUUAACCUUUUUUAAAUAAAGCCGACAUAAAUUAUUAUAAUGUCUUCCGGGCGUCCAAUAAAAUGUGUAGUGGUCGGCGAUGGAACUGUUGGCAAAACAUGUAUGUUAAUCUCAUAUACGACUGAUAGCUUUCCAGGCGAAUAUGUACCCACUGUUUUCGAUAAUUAUUCUGCUCCAAUGGUCGUUGAUGGAAUCUCCGUUAGUUUAGGAUUAUGGGAUACUGCUGGACAAGAAGAUUAUGAUAGGCUACGACCUUUAUCGUACCCUCAGACGGACGUUUUUCUGAUAUGUUUUAGUGUAGCAUCACCUUCCUCAUUCGAAAAUGUAACGUCCAAAUGGUAUCCAGAAGUGAAACAUCAUUGUCCCGAUGCACCUAUGAUACUAGUUGGUACCAAAAUAGAUCUAAGGGAUGAUCGAGAAACGUUAAAUUCCUUAGCCGAUCAAGGAUUAAGCCCAAUCAAAAGGGAGCAAGGUCAAAAAUUGGCGAAUAAGGUUAGGGCAGUUAAAUACAUGGAAUGUUCUGCUCUCACCCAACGAGGGUUAAAACAAGUAUUCGACGAAGCUGUUCGUGCAGUACUAAGACCAGAACCACAAAAACGAAGGCAACGAAAAUGCCUCAUUAUGUAAUCUUUUUGUACUGAAGCUAGCCAUUGAUAUUUUCUUCUUUUACGAGUGGUUUAAGAGGACGUGUAAUACAACUCAAAGCGAAAUACUCAUUUUUUAAAUAACCUAUAACAGUUGUGCCAUGAAUUACGUUUUGCGCAGUACAUUAUUUGUUAGAAUAUCAUUCUAAUUUUUUUUAAGUUUUAAAAUGCAAUUUUUAUUUAUAGUAAUAACAAAUUAGUAUAGCAGCUUUAUAAAGAAAUGAUAGUGUAAGUAAUUCCGUCUUUGUAUUAUUAUUGUAUUUACUUUUUUUAAGGUUAGUUUAAUUCGAAAACGAAUGUUUAUUUAUUUUUGGAAAUUUAUAAGGAAAAGGUCUGUUAUUACUUAUAAUUCAAAGACCAAAGUUAUCUGUAUUCUAGUCACAGAUCGUAAAUGUAUUGCACACAAUGUUUUUUACAUUUCUAAGUAAAAACAGCACUGGUGUUUCAAUGGUUUAUGAACUGACAUGUAUUUGAAUUGUAUUUAAAUCAUGAAUAAAUUUCUUUAUACUUA
Messenger RNA from Photinus pyralis (common eastern firefly), 1320 nucleotides. RefSeq names its product ras-related C3 botulinum toxin substrate 1-like. The transcript is spliced from 6 exons. Gene Ontology annotation, biological process: small GTPase-mediated signal transduction. Bases 205 to 792 code for a protein of 195 amino acids. Gene Ontology annotation, molecular function: GTPase activity; GTP binding. The record is from RefSeq and is a predicted model, not a curated record. Lineage: Eukaryota; Metazoa; Arthropoda; Insecta; Coleoptera; Lampyridae.